Messenger RNA from Rotaria sp. Silwood1, 2742 nucleotides. The record is from the annotation of a GenBank genome assembly. NCBI's taxonomy places the organism in Eukaryota, Metazoa, Rotifera, Eurotatoria, Philodinida, Philodinidae.
AUGACUAGUAUGAAAUUAGAAGAAAAAAAUCGACUUCGUCUACAAGUUCUUGAUAUGUUUAAACAUGCAUUUAGUUCAUAUAUGAAAUAUGCUUAUCCUGCAGAUGAAUUAAUGCCAUUAAGUUGUAAAGGUCGAUAUCGAGGUUCUGAACCAUCACGAGGUGAUAUUGAUGAUGCACUUGGCAAUUUUUCAUUAACACUUGUCGAUAGUUUGGAUUCUUUAGCAGUUCUUGGAAUGUUUGAUGAAUUUGAACGUGCCAUUCGUCAAGUUAUUCAACAUGUUACAUUUGAUCGUGAUGUUGUUGUUUCUGUAUUUGAAACAAAUAUUCGAAUGGUCGGUGGUCUUCUUGGUGGUCAUAUAUGUGCAAAAUAUAUUCAUUUACAUUAUCCAUCUCGUUUAUCUUGGUAUCGUGAUGAAUUAUUAAUUUUAGCACAUGAUUUAGCUUUACGUUUAUUACCAGCAUUUAAUACAACAAGUGGUUUACCAUUACCACGUGUUAAUCUUCAUUAUGGUAUUGAUUUAACAUUAUCAAAAAGUGAACGUGAACGUUAUACAUGUACAGCAUGUGCUGGUACAUUAAUAUUAGAAUGGGCAACAUUAUCACGUUUAACAGGAAAUUAUUUAUUUGAACAAUAUGCUGAUCGUGCUAUGUCAUAUUUAUGGGAAAGACGACAUCGACAAUCAAAUUUAAUGGGUACAAUACUUAAUGUACAUUCAGGUGAUUGGAUUGUACGUGAAUCAGGUAUUGGUGCUGGUAUUGAUUCAUAUUAUGAAUAUUUAUUUAAAGCAUAUGUUUUAUUGGGUGAAAAAAAUAAUGAUUAUUUAUUAAGAUUUGAAGAACAUUAUUCAUCUAUAAUGUCUUAUGUUCAACGUGGUGUUGCAAUGAUUAAUGUUCAUAUGCAUCAACCAUAUCGUUCAGUUAAAAAAUAUAUGGAUGCAUUAUUAGCAUUUUGGCCUGGUUUACAAGUUUUAACAGGAGAUUUAAAAUCAGCUAUUGAAUUACAUGAAAUGCUUUAUAAUGUUGUUAAAAAACAUAAAUUUUUACCAGAAGCAUUUACAACAGAUUAUAGAAUACAUUGGAAAUCACAUCCAUUAAGACCAGAAUUUGUUGAAUCAACUUAUUUUCUUUAUAAGGCUACUGGUGAUCCACAUUAUCUUGAAGUUGGUAAAACAAUCUUAACUAAUUUAGAAGAACAUGCUCGUGUAUCAUGUGGUUAUGCUGCUUUAUCUGAUGUUUCUACUGGUCAAAAAGAAGAUCGUAUGGAUUCAUUUGUAUUAGCUGAAACAUUUAAAUAUCUUUAUUUAUUAUUUGAUUCAAUACCACAUCAUUAUAUUGAUAUUGAUCAAUUUAUAUUUACAACUGAAGGACAUCUUCUUCCAUUAAAUAUUUUAUUAUUUAAUAUAAAUGAUACAUUAAAAAAUGAAUUCAAUCAAAUAACAUUAAAAUCAGCACAAAUUUAUGAACAAAAAAAUUUUUCUUCAUCUGAAAAAUCAUAUGAACGAAAAGCAAAAAUAAAUCAAUGUCCUGCAAUGGAUGAACAAUUUAAAUCACAUCAAUAUAAAGAAAAAUUACGAGAAAAUAUUCGUGGUGAUCAAGAUAUGACAGAAACAAUAACAAUAUCAUCAAAAUAUAUUGAUAAACAAUCAAAUAAUAUAUCUCAUCAUCGUUUAACUGCUAUGGAAUUUUCUGCUGAUAAUCCUCAGCAUAUAUCUGAACUUAAACAAAUGGGUAUUGAAAUUCAAUAUUUGAUUGGUGGUCAAAUUCAAUUAGCUCAUAUAGCAUCAAAUGCUGAAUCAAUUGAUGAUGCUGAAAAUGGUUUAAUAUUUAUGCAAGAUAUGAUUGAAUUAAUGAAAAAUACAAAUACAGUAGAAAAUUCUCUAACUUAUCAUAUACCAUUAACGGUUAUACCAUUAAUAAUUCCAUUAUUAGAAAAUCCAAUUAGUUUUACUGUUAUUACAGCUCAAUUUGGUAAACAAUUACAUGAUACUCAAGGAAUAUUUGCUCAAUUAUAUGUUGUUGAACCAUAUUCUGCUUGUUCAGAAAUAUUAUAUUCUCAUUAUGUUUAUUCUCGUAUUGGUAUUGUUCGUCGUGGUGAUUGUAUGUUUAUUGAAAAAGCUUAUUAUUUAGAAAAAGCUCAAGCUAUUGCUGGUAUUGUUAUUGAUAAUAAUAUAUCAUUAAAUUCUUCAAAUGGUGCAAUAUUUUCUAUGUCGGGUGAUGGAAAAACUAAUGUAAAUAUACCACUUGUUUUAAUGUUAAAAGAUGAAGCAUAUUCAUUAUUAUAUUUAUUAUCAAAACAACCAAAUUUAUUUGUAUAUAUUGGAGAAGAAGAUCGUUUAAUGGAUAGUUUUUAUCAACAAAUUGAUUAUUUAGAAAGUUUAAUUGAACCAUUUAAUCGAACAACAAAUAAAUGGAUAUAUGGACAAAUAGAAUUAUUUAAAAAAAUUAAACAAUGUUCGAUUGUACCAAAGAAUUUAAAACAAUUAGAAUUAACAAUUCAACAAUACAUUGUAUAUUUUACUCAAAAAUAUAAUGAUCCAUCAUUUAAUCUUGAUUUAACUACUUUUAAUUUCGAUGAUCAAUUAAAUAGUAUGGAUGUUUAUCCUACAACAUUUGAUGAACCAUUUCAAGAAGUCAUCUAUAUUAAUAAACAAUCAUUGAAUUUUAAUACAACUAUUGAUAUACAAGAAGAACAAAUAAAUCAAUUCGUUGAAAUCGAUGAAGAAACAAAUGAAGAUGAAUAA